AUGGUCGAACUCAUCAACCCUCCAGACCCACGCACUCUCCUCCCUCCACUUCUCGCCUGUCUCCCCACAGCCUUUGUCUCCCCUCGUCCGCCGCCAGCACUCCUCCCUUUACUCUCCCCUAUUCUCCGCCAGCGGAUACAAAUCCUCACCUCCGUGUCUACCUCCUCCUCAGACUCCUGGCUCCGCCUGCUCUGUUGGGACACCACCAAAGCCGAGCGUGUGCAGAGCAUCGUCGACGAUUCAACCUUUGAGCCACACCCGGUCUCUGGUGAAAUCGAGCUGCCCAUUGAGAUCCCGGUGACCUAUAAGCGUAUCGACGAUGAGACCCUUCGCGCUCGGGUACUCCUCUCCGAGUACUGUUUGACUGUCAUCUAUCUCUGGUGUCCAGACGACGAACAGGGUGGCGGCCGGGGCUGGCGUGUUGCGGAACUACUUCCGCGCGAGGGCCCCGCUGAAGACGAGAGCUCGUGGGCGUCCUCGAUCGGCGAGGCCAAUGAUCAGGCCAAGGAGAAGCUUCUAGCCGAUGCGUUAGAUGACCGAGUCCACGCUCAACCUGCAGACAAUGGUCUUGUCCAGGACGAUGAUGAUGACGAUGAUUACUGGGCGCAGUAUGAUGCGACGCCGGGCAAUAAGACUCCCGCCCCGCGGGCAGGUUCUUCAAACCACCAGCCUUCGGGUCUAUCCGAAGCAUCGUACUUCUCACAGUACGGGAAUGUCCAGCCCGCCAUGGACAACCACGAUCCGGAAGAAGAGCAGCCCGAGGUUGGACCGUCCUCUCUGAACGGCGACAUGUUAGCGAGUCUGCUACGGCGUCAAGUCAAUGACUUCGACGACGCCUCGUCCGCCCCACGUACAAAUGGCUAUGUACAUGGCGAAGUCCCCAGCGAUGCCGCUGCCCGCUCUCUUAGCCACCCGCGCCCUGCAUCCGCCUCGUCGGGUAGCUCUGACGCCGUGGCCAAGUUGGAGCAAGAGGCCGAGAGCCAGAGCACGUACGAAGUAGGUGUGAAGCAGCACAUCGGCACAAGCAUCAAGAGCCUGUUCCGCCUGGCCAAGGCGACUGGAAUGUCGCGGGUCGAGUUCCAAGCCAUGGUCCGCACGGAGCUGGAGCUUUUGGAUGUAACGGAUAUGGACGAUUGA
This is a messenger RNA of Penicillium daleae, 1137 nucleotides long. RefSeq lists its product as uncharacterized. The transcript has a single exon. The record is from RefSeq and is a predicted model, not a curated record. NCBI's taxonomy places the organism in Eukaryota, Fungi, Ascomycota, Eurotiomycetes, Eurotiales, Aspergillaceae. Bases 1 to 1137 code for a protein of 378 amino acids.